Prunus dulcis (almond) is the source of this 1115-nucleotide messenger RNA. RefSeq lists its product as uncharacterized. Lineage: Eukaryota; Viridiplantae; Streptophyta; Magnoliopsida; Rosales; Rosaceae. The transcript has 2 exons. The record is from RefSeq and is a predicted model, not a curated record. Gene Ontology annotation, molecular function: zinc ion binding. Bases 278 to 961 code for a protein of 227 amino acids.
UCCCUCAGUUGUUACUCUUCCUCUUCCUCUUCUUCCUUUUGCCUCACAAAAAUCCACCUCAACCAUAGAAUCUUCCCUAACUCUAUUUCAACCUCAAAGUUGAACCCCAAAUUUGGACCGGACCCUAGCCAAGGUGCGACUUGCCACCUCGUUUGUCGGCCUCCACAACGAAGCCACAGUCUUGACUUGCCACCUCCAUUGUCGACUUCCACCACAAAGCCACGGCACCUUCCUCGUUGAUCCCCACUUUGGAUUACACAAGUGGUCUAGAGCUCACAUGGAUGGACGUCGAUACAAUGUAAUGACAACAAAUAUUGCAGAGUCAAUCAACUCAGUCCUUCGGUUCGCAAGGAUGCUACCAGUGGUGCAUUUGAUUGAUGAAAUCAUCAAUCUGCUUGUGAAAUGGUUCAGUAAACGUCUUGAUUUUGAUUUGAAAUGUACAUCAACAUUGUGCCCUGACUUUGGGGAGAAGAAGUUGAGACGCAGGUUAGAAUGUGCUUCAAGGAUGAAUGUCGUGAAACUGAAUCACGUAGAGUAUAAUGUUGUGGAUGGUGAUAUGGAUGGCCAAGUACAUUUGAUGAAUAACACUUGCAGUUGUAGGAAGUUUCAGCUUGAGCAACUACCUUGCAAGCAUGUAGUUGCAGUUUGUCGUUUCUUGAAACUAAAUGUAUACUCCAUGGCUUCUCGUUAUUACACUCAAAAUACAUGGUUGGAUGCUUAUUCAGGUAACAUCUACCUGGUACAGCCUCAAGAGCUGUGGAUUAUUCUUGAAGAUGUCCAAAGUAGAGUUGUGCGUCCUCCUAAUGCAAAGGUCAUGCCAGGUCGACGAAAGAAGCUAAGGAUUCUGUCACAAGGAGAGGAUAUCCUAAGGAGAAAAUGCUCAAGGUGCAGUGGCACAUGCCACAAUAAAAGCACUUGUAAAAACAAUGUUCCACUACCUCAUGUUGGACAUACAUUAUGAAUUGUGUUGGUUUGUUAUGGAGUGUGAAUUUGAAUUGUAUUUGUAUUGGGUUUGGUGUUCUGUGGAUUGUGAAUUUGUUAAAUUUUCAUAAUUCGGUAUGUAUUGCGUAUUCUAUGUGCUACAUUGUUGUUAAAAUCUGUCAUUUUUGGGCCUA